Molecule: messenger RNA, 577 nt
Organism: Scaptodrosophila lebanonensis
Lineage: Eukaryota; Metazoa; Arthropoda; Insecta; Diptera; Drosophilidae
Product: neuropeptide F
Exons: 4
Coding region: 171-479 (102 amino acids)
Source: RefSeq, a predicted model, not a curated record
CGUCUGUUCGGUACUUGUGGCUCACCUGGCUGUGUCUCUUCAUCGUUCCGGGCACCCGCAUCAACACUGUGAACGCAUUCUGCGUGCCGUGCCGCCAACAAAGCACAUUUCACUUUUCAAUUCCUAAUACUCAACCGUAGGGCCACAUCAGCCUCCGGCGCAUUUCCGACAUGUCCAACACAUUGCGAUGCAUUCUGGUCGUGUGCGUGGCACUCGCCCUGCUGGCUGCGGGCUCCAGCGUGGAGGCUUCGAACUCGCGACCACCUCGCAACAACGACAUCAGCACCAUGGCAGAUGCACUCAAAUACUUGCAGGAUCUGGACACCUACUAUGGCGACAGGGCGCGUGUCAGGUUUGGCAAACGCGGCUCCUUGAUGCAGUUGCUCCGCAGUCGAUUCGAGAACAGCAACAACAACAAUAAUGCCGCUGAUUUGACUCAUCAGGGCGCGGAGUUUGCGAAUAUUGAGGAGCUACUUUAAAGGGACGUUAAUGCUUGAACACCGAAAGCCACACUGAAGACGACGCCAGACUCUACUCUAACAAGUUGUUGCAUAAGUUUUGGAGCAAUAGUUUAAGC